This is a messenger RNA of Klebsormidium nitens, 1701 nucleotides long. NCBI's taxonomy places the organism in Eukaryota, Viridiplantae, Streptophyta, Klebsormidiophyceae, Klebsormidiales, Klebsormidiaceae. The record is from the annotation of a GenBank genome assembly.
AGCUUCGUCAUUAGCAUUCUUCCUCGCACUAUCACGCGUCAUUCCUCUUUACAAGGCGCCUGCAUGCUCUAGGCGUCUAAACCGUGUAAGGGCUUUCUUUCUUGGCUGGCAGUGGUGCAGGCCUUGCCACUGAGCUUUUCCAUUGAACACAGAUUUUCUGCUAGUUACGUUUGUGACACGCUUCAACCCCAAGCCAUGGGGGAAACCGCUGCAGGGACUCCACAGGGGAACGAGAAUGGGGAGAAAACGUCUAUGCCCGUCCACGUAGUUAUUGUGGGCGCAGGGCCGGCGGGUCUGCUGCUGGCGUUCUAUCUUUUGGAGCGAGGCAACAAAUCGUUCAAAGUUUCCCUUUACGAGUCGCGGGAAGAUCUGCGAACGACAGCAAAGAGAGAGCUGAACGCGCGGCGGUAUUCCCUCUCACUUGCGUACAAGGGGAAAAUGGUGUGCAAGCCGAUGCCGGGACUGUUGGAAGCUAUCAAAGAGAUAAGCCGCCCGCUGGACCAACUCCACAUACACGUCGGCCGGUAUGUCGGUGCCUCUGCCAUGCGACUCGACCUGGUCAGGGCCCGGGGGGGCGACCGAGAAAACCGGGGCGGGUUAAAUAUCGACCGCGCUAACCUGUGCGCAGUUAUGCUGGAAAAGCUCCUGGAGAGGCACGGCGACUCGGGCCUGCUCGACGUGCAUUUCUUCAAGCGGUGUGCAGGCGUCGACUUCAGAAAGCACGAGGCCUCCUUCGAAGACGUGAGGGAGAACGUGGAGGCCGAGGGCAGCAAGGGGUUGUCGGUUGACGUCAUCCCCGGACAAGACACCCAGCGAACAGCGUUCGGCGUCCAAUUGCAAACGGUGCCCUACAAUCUGAUUGUGGGCGCAGAUGGUGUCAACUCCAUGGUGCGCCACACCAUGGCCCUGGAGCCACGUGGGUUUGACUGCUCGGUGAUCGACCAAUUUACCGGCUUCUACAUCCUUCACGUGCCUAGACCGCCGCAUAUCAGCCCCUCAGGCCUGAACAUCGUGCCCAGCUGCCCCGACAGCGCCUCCUUCCGCUGCGUCUUCUACCCCAACGGCCACGACGGCGAGAGCUUAAAUCUCGCCAUCGGCUGGGCCAACAACGACCCCGUCCGGAUCCGUUCCCAGGUCCGGUGCGAUCCGUACCACCAUUCGGACGGCCGCGCCGUCCUGGUGGGCGACGCUGCGCACGCCACGUCACCCUCUAUCGGGCAGGGCUGCAAUUCUUCCAUGGUCGAUGCAGCGGUUCUGGCCCGGUUGUUACUCGGCGAAGUGGUCGGGGAAGACGACCGGUUGGGACUCAAGGAGAAACGGACGUCUGAGAAAGUGGCGGACGCGUCCGGCAGCGGUCGGGAGGCGUUCUUCGAGCGGCUGCCGCGCGCGCUGGAGCGGUAUUCUGCGUUGCAGGUACGCGAGGGUCACGCACUGGUGGACCUGUCCGAGUCGGAAGGGCCGUUGGAUAAGAACGUCGCAUUCUGGCACCAGCUGAGGACUAUGGCCCUAGGCGUGUUCAGCAGGUUUUUGCCGUGGUUCUUCCCGAAGCCAAUCCUUGCCAUGGUGGGCUCUAACAUGCCUUUCUCGGAGAUGAGACGGAUCCACGCCAGAGAGGUGGAGAAGGUGCUGAGCUCCAAUGCGAAGCUGCGCGCGGAGUGGCGCAGGACACAGGCGCAAAAGACGCUUUCUGCGUCAGUUUGA